This is a messenger RNA of Sinocyclocheilus anshuiensis, 1325 nucleotides long. RefSeq names its product heterogeneous nuclear ribonucleoprotein C (gene hnrnpca). NCBI's taxonomy places the organism in Eukaryota, Metazoa, Chordata, Actinopteri, Cypriniformes, Cyprinidae. Gene Ontology annotation, cellular component: nucleus. The transcript is spliced from 9 exons. Gene Ontology annotation, molecular function: RNA binding. The record is from RefSeq and is a predicted model, not a curated record. Bases 261 to 1190 code for a protein of 309 amino acids.
CUGAUGACUUUUAACUUGAAAAAUGUGUGGACAGCUUUUAUGUCGUCGCAGAUUGACUACUUCUAUUACUUGGCAGGCAGUGUAAGAAUAUUGAUGCUUCUCAAAUAACGCAUUUUAAAUAUUCGCCAAUUUUACCACCACAGGAGGCUGUUGGAGGUGCUGCUCACUGGUUGAGUGCUGGUAUUGUCGUUUUGGCUGAGAUCAAUCUACACUUCGGCCUGCUCACAUUGACAAACAGACAACUGCGCUGUACCGACGCCAUGGAUCGUUCUCCCAGCACUAGUCAGCUGAUGGCCGGCAAUGUCACAAAUAAGACAGACCCACGGUCCCUGAAUUCAAGAGUCUUCAUCGGGAACUUGAACACUAUGCUGGUUACCAAGGCAGAUGUUGAAGCCAUUUUUAGCAAAUACGGCAAGAUUGUUGGCUGCUCUGUGCACAAGGGCUACGCCUUCGUCCAGUUCGCCAACGAGAGGAACGCACGAGCGGCUGUAGCAGGAGAGGACGGCCGGAUGUUUGUUGGACAAGUGCUUGAUAUUAAUUUGGCAGGAGAGCCCAAACCUCACAGGUCAAAUACAACAAAGCGAUCGGCCGGAGAUAUGUACAGCAGUAGUUCUACUUUCGAGCUUGAUUAUGAUUUCCAGAGAGAUUACUAUGACAGAAUGUAUUCAUACCCUUCCCGUGUGCCCGCUCCACCACCACCACCACCUCUCUCACGGGCUGUGAUCCCUUCCAAACGUCCGCGGGUCAGUGUGAGUGGGGGAACCAGCCGCCGCGCCAAGUCCAGCUUUUCCACUUCAUCCAAGAGCAGCCAACGGAUGUCUUCUCGAACCUUGAAAGCAGAUGACCUUCAAACUAUUAAGAGAGAGCUUGCUCAAAUCAAACACAAGGUUGACUAUCUUCUGCAGAAUCUGGACAGGAUGGAGAAAAACCACAACAAGAAAUCUGAGGGGAAAAGUGUGAAGGCAGAAGUGGGUGAGGCUUCCUCCCUUCAGCAUUCCAGCAAGAAAGACAGAGAGCGGGAAGAGCAAGAGAUAAAUGAUUCUGAGGAGGAGAGAGAUUUGUUGGAAGAGGAGGAGGAAGAGGUUAAAAGCCAGGGAGGAGAGAAUGAAGAAGAAGAGGGAGAGGAGGAAGAGGGUGAGCAUGAAGAAGGGGAAGAUGAUGGUGACAGCAUUAAUGGCGACGACUCAUAGCUUGUUUUAAACACCACGGAUACGCGACACGCACUCAAAAUUCAGCCCUUUCUGUUCUUUAGAAAGGUUGAAGCCAGUCUUUGAAAGAUUUGUCUUAUGAUGUAGAUGCCUGCACUCCUAUAAUAACUGACACUA